Messenger RNA from Drosophila sulfurigaster albostrigata, 363 nucleotides. RefSeq names its product kappaPI-actitoxin-Avd3b. The coding region runs from base 34 to 270 and encodes 78 amino acids. Lineage: Eukaryota; Metazoa; Arthropoda; Insecta; Diptera; Drosophilidae. The record is from RefSeq and is a predicted model, not a curated record. The transcript has 2 exons. Gene Ontology annotation, molecular function: serine-type endopeptidase inhibitor activity.
AGUAAAUUAUAGACUUAGUCCAGAUCAGUCGACAUGUUAAUGAAGACAACAAUUGGAUUAUUAAUCGUGGCUGUGCUGUUUGUGCACCAGAACGCUGCUUGUGUUGACAUUUGCAAGCUGCCCUUAGACCUGGGGCGUGGCAGAGGAUACUUUCCAAGUUGGUUUUAUAACUCCACAGCAGGAGAGUGCGAACCUUUCAUAUUCGGUGGUGGCCUAGGCAAUGCAAACAGGUUCAGAAGACUAGAAGAGUGUCAAAAUAGAUGUCCCUAAAGUUGAAAUUUGUAUUGACACUUUAAAAAACAAUUGAAGGAUUAUAACGUUGUUAAAAAUAAAUGAAUUAAAUAAUUGUGCAAGAAAAGCAAA